This is a messenger RNA of Pipistrellus nathusii (Nathusius's pipistrelle), 357 nucleotides long. NCBI's taxonomy places the organism in Eukaryota, Metazoa, Chordata, Mammalia, Chiroptera, Vespertilionidae. The record is from the annotation of a GenBank genome assembly.
AUGGAGGAGCCGGAGAUGCAGCUCAAGGGGAAGAAAGUCACAGACAAGUUCACGGAGAGCGUCUACGUCCUGGCCAAUGAGCCAUCCGUGGCCCUCUACCGGCUCCAGGAGCACGUGCGUCGCUCUCUGCCGGAGCUGGCCCAGCAUAAGGCCGACAUGCAGCGGUGGGAGGAGCAGAGCCAGGGAGCCAUCUACACAGUGGAGUACGCCUGCAGUGCUGUGAAGAACCUUGUCGACAGCAGCGUCUAUUUCCGCAGCGUGGAGGGCCUCCUCAAACAGGCCAUCAGCAUCCGGGACCACAUGAAUGCCACCCAGAGCCACAGCCCUGAGGAGUUGCCCCCACCCCCCACGGCCUGA